Molecule: messenger RNA, 1485 nt
Organism: Dendronephthya gigantea
Lineage: Eukaryota; Metazoa; Cnidaria; Anthozoa; Malacalcyonacea; Nephtheidae
Product: DELTA-thalatoxin-Avl2a-like
Exons: 6
Coding region: 89-1408 (439 amino acids)
Source: RefSeq, a predicted model, not a curated record
AUCCUGGUGGCGUUGUAAAAGAUCGCAUGAAUGCCGAUUCCUUUGAGAAAUAUCACAACUCUUCAAAAUUAAACUCAGACAGGUUUAAAUGAAGACUAUCAGCAAGAGAAUCAAUUUUGCAGCGUUGGCUGUCUACGUGGUCUUUUUGGCAACGAGAAGUUGCUCAGCAGAGUUCCACGCGUUGCUAGGAACAUCUAUUUAUGUUCCUAAAGAGGAUCUUUUGGGUGACAUCCCAAAUGGAAUAUCAUUCUUCAAAGAGAUUCCGGAGGAAUGCCUACGAACGAUAAACCUCGCGACCACCAUGAAAGAUCAAUCAUUUUACAAGAACACUGGAGAGUUUUACAAAAGCAUCGCCACUGAGACAAAUCUCGAUGCAAAAUACGAAGGAGGCUUCUCUCUUGGGGCUUCUCUGGACGCCACUACAAAAAGCGUCAGCGGUAAUAAACGCGAAAUUAGCGGAACGUCGCUAAACUUGGAAACGAAGGCUUAUGAACAGCAAAUGAAACCAAACUGUCUUUACAAUACAGAAAUGGAUUCAAAGGUCGUUAGUGAUUUUGCUUCCCUUCGAACAAAGAUUUCAAAUCCUUGGCGGGAAUCGUCUUGGCGAGAUUACCAAAGGUUUCUCCACGCGCAUGGCUCGCACGUUAUCACAGCGGUAACAUUUGGUGCAAGUAUUGAUCAAUAUGCUUUUGCUGAGCAGUCAUCCUCCUACACCGCACGUGAUUUCACCGUUAAGGCAUGUGCUUCUCUGGCGAAGGAUGUCAAAGUUUCCUCAGUUUCUGGCACUGCAUGUUUUGGUGUUUCCUCAGAAGAGAUUAACAAGAUAUCUGAAAAACAUAUGACGACAUCAAUUACAAUCCGUGGUGGCAAUGCAACGACGCGUCAAAAACUCCUUUACGACCGUUCAGAUGAAAUAAUCCUUCAGUUUCUAGAAGAAGGCCAUAGCAGCCCAGCUCCGAUACAAUUUACUCUUACACCAAUCUGGCAGGUCCUCAGUGAACAGCAACAAAACCAAGCGAAAUCUAUAAAUCUUCAAUACUAUUUCGAUGGUUUCUUGAACUUCGGCUGUAAUCACAUCUCAGGUAAACGUGGACUAGAUCUGCAGACAUUCAACUUCGCCAAAUACUCCACAGACGACAACCCAGUCUAUGAGUGCACCAUAGCACCUUCUGGUUGUCAUGACGACGACGACUGUCAUUACACGUUCGGUGUUUAUUGUUCUUGUUAUGGCGAUUCUUGCAUACGGUAUCGACACAUGAAAACAACAAGUGGUAACACCCGCCCCUAUGCCACCCAACAGACGGAAAGCGGUUGGGCAUGGCAAGGAUGUGGUUGGUAUACUUGGGGAUCGCGUUGUUACUGCGAGAAGAAAAACUCGUACAGAAAGCCUAUCUGGCCUGUUGUAUGAAGAAAAAUGACGGAUGUCUUGUGUCUUGCAAAAUAAAUCCUCUCAAUCACACAUGUUUUAUUUUGUUAUUUGCCCUG